UACACGUGUGUGUGGCAGUAGCUUAAAAUGGCUGUCAGCUGAAUUUUGUGUGAUUAAACGAGUGCUUGAACUGUUUAUAUUCGCAUUAAAAUGUAUUUUCCAAUAGGCUGGCCAAGAAUAUUAAACGUACCUCGUUGUGGGCCCUGUCGGAUUCGUCAGGUUGUUUGUAACAGAGACAAAAUAUUGUUUGCUAUAUUGACAGAUGACAGUUUAUCCGUCUGGUUUUGUAAGCCAUGUGUGCCAAUUGUUUACCAUCGACGUGAACAAAACUCCAUUAAACAAUAUGGGACAAAUAUUCUUGUUGAGUGGAGACCAGAUUCUAGCAUGCUGGUUGUUGCUACAUCAGACAGACAUUUACUGUUUUAUAAACUUGGUGUGGUUGCUGAGCAGAAAGGUCUUUAUGAGCAGAUUGACUCACCUCAUCCCAAUUUGAAACGAGAUAGUGCUGAACUUUUUAUAAAAGAGGUUGUUCCACCUCUUCUUUUGUCUCUUGACAAGGAGGUACUUGUAGAUGGCCGCAUAACAAGUCUAGUAUGUAUUCGAGAUGAGUUAAUGUUGGCAACCUCAUUGGGACAUGUAUUGAGAUAUAAAUGGGAUGGGAGUCAGAACCGUGAUUACUGUUUAGAUUUAAAAAGAGUGCCAUUUUGCAUAGACCAGCAAGUAUCUAAAGCUGUGCCCAUCUUAGAAGUGAAUGUCCAUGUCAUUGACAUAGAGUAUUCUCCAUUGGUUGGUGGUUUUGCAGUUGUUCUUAGUGAUGGAAGGGCAGCUUUCCUUACAGCUCCGUCUUUGAAAUUUGACCCGAAUCAGGUGCAAGGUAUUUGGGCCCAAAGCUUAGAAGAUGCCACGUGUGCUAGUGUUAAUCACAAGUACCGACUCAUUGUGUUUGGAAGGAGAAAUUCCCAGGCUGUUGUAUAUUGUAUUGAUGAAAGCACUGGUGGUUUGGAAGUGUCACAUCAUAUUAUGUUGUCAAAUAAAGAUUAUCCAGGUUUGCCUGGACCUGUGAAAUGUAUUCGUUGGACACCAGAUGGCUGUGCUAUGGCUGUAGCUUGGGAACAGGGUGGAAUCUCCUUAUGGAGCACAUUUGGUGCUCUGCUGAUGUGCACUCUUGGUUGGGAUUAUGGCCUUAAUGUAGAUAUUUCUUGCAGUAACCCUCUACUUGUAACAAGUAUGGAAUGGUCAGCUGAGGGUUAUCAGUUGUGGUUAGUGAAACAGCAACUGAAUCAUGAUCCUGGAGGGCAGGAUGCUGAAACAGACAGUGUCAUCCAGUUGGAUUUUGUGAAAAGUGCUCUUACUGUCAACCCAUGUAUGAGUCAUCAGGGGCACCUGUAUCUUCAAGGUGGAGAUCGGACAUACAUCAAUCUUGGAGAAAAUUUAAUGAAAGUUUAUCAUCAGCAUCCUAAGGACCAACGUUCACCUCUUUACAGCUCAGGAGAAGUCUUUUUAGAUACAGAAAAUGUUACUGUUACAAGCACAUUGAUGGGCAGUAAACAGUGGAUUGUUGUUCCUAUUCCUUCUGCAUACUCUAGCACAAAUUGGCCAAUAAGAUACACAGCUCUAGAUUCAGAAGGCCAAAAUUUAGCUGUUGCAGGCCGUACUGGUUUAGCACAUUAUUCCUUAAUCAGCCGCAAAUGGAAAUUAUUUGGAAAUGAAACUCAGGAGAAAGACUUUGUGGUGACUGGUGGACUGAUGUGGUGGCGAGAGCAUUUGGUGAUGGGGUGUUACAGCAUAAUAGAAAAUAGAGAUGAAAUUCGCAUAUACCCUCGAGAAGCGAGGCUAGACAAUGCUUUUGCAAAAAUCACUAAAGUAUCAGCACAGGUACUACUUUUGAAUAUGUUCAGGGAUAAGCUUAUAAUAUUCUGUGCAAAUGGACAGCUUACUAUUUAUUCACUUCUGGCACGAGAUAACCAACCUUUGGGAGCUGUGGAAGUAACAAGACUACAGGCCUUGGAUAUCAGUGCAUUGUGUGUGCAUCCUGCUUGUGUUGUGUCUGUUACAUUAACUGCGCUACGUACAGAAAUAGGUCGUCAUGCCUCGAAAGAGUUUGAAAGUAUUAUGCUGAACAUAAGUGGAAGACUUCUUAUGGUUCAGCGAGAAAUGAAGAACGUGAAUGAAAUUAAUGAUGUCUUUCAGCCUCCAACAGUUUUGGCAUCCUGUGUUGAAAAUGUCUGGGUACCUAGGAAAUCUCGAAGAGAAAAACCUCACCUAACAGAAGCUCUGUGGUUGUUCUGUGGUUCACAUGGCAUGAGAGUUUGGUUACCAUUGUUCCCAAAAGAUGGUGACAAAUCUCAUACGUUCAUGUCAAAAAGAAUUAUGUUACCAUUUCAGCUUCGAAUUUAUCCUCUAGCUAUACUGUUUGAAGAUGCAAUUCUUUUGGGAGUUGAAAAUGAUACAAUGCUGUUUACAUCUGAUAGCAACUCACCGUUUUCUUUACCAUUUUGCCUUCUGGAGAAAACGAGCCAGGUGUAUCUACAUCAAAUCCUCAGACAACUAAUUCGUCGAAAUUUAGGCUUUCAUGCUUGGGAAAUAGCCCGAAGUUGCACUAAUCUUCCCUACUUCUCCCAUUCUCUUGAACUUCUACUACAUGAGGUUUUGGAAGAAGAAGCGACAAGUAAAGAACCUAUCCCUGAUGCAUUGCUUCCAAGUGUGAUUGAAUUCAUACAGGAAUUUCCUAUUUAUUUGCAAACUGUUGUUCAGUGUGCACGUAAAACAGAAAUCGCUCUGUGGCCAUAUCUAUUCUCAGCAGCUGGUAAACCUAAAGAUUUAUUUCAAGACUGUCUCAUGAAGAAACAUUUGGACACAGCUGCUUCAUAUUUAAUUAUUUUGCAAAACCUAGAGCAUUCAUCCGUUAGCAGACAAUAUGCCACUCUUCUGCUGAAUUCUGCACUAGACAGUUGCAGAUGGGAACUCUCCAAAGAUCUGGUUCGCUUCCUGAGAGCAAUUGAUCCCAAUGAUGUUGAAUCACCACGUGCCUCUUUUAUUUUGCCGGCCAAGUAUGGAGUUAAUACUCAGACACCACCAAUCAGUCCAAAUGAGGAAGAUUUAUCUCUUGUUUUGGGCACUAUGCAGGUUUCUCGAGGCCGUAGCUUCAGUACAACUAGUACACCUAAGAUUAAGCAAGUGGAAAGUGGAACACCCAGUGUUGGCGGGCUUCAUCACGAACUCCUGAGGUCGAAUAGUAGUGGAACAGAAAGCAGCAAAUCAGCCCCAACAAGGCGAAAAAAGUCUGUUCCUACUGGGCGUGGAGAUGAUAGAGAGUCUUCCGAGUCCGCUGAAGACUUCUUUAUUGAUGUGAUACUACAGCGCCACGCUCGACGUUUACUUUCUGCACGACAGUUGGCAGAUUUAGGACACUUCGCGGCUCAUUUGGAUUUUCAUUUAGUCACAUGGCUGGCAAAAGAAAGGGAUAGAGUUGCCAGAGUUGAAGAUUUUGUUGCUGCUUUAAAACAAUUGCAUAAUGAUUUCUCAUGGCCAUACCCAGCUCUCACUCAACCUGUGUCUUACUAUUUGCAACGAAGUAUGUCAAAUUCAGGCUCAACGCCAGCUUCGCCUGCUGUUGACAACAGCCGGAAAAGUUUCUCCAUUGACCCAGUCACAUCACAGUCUGGAAGUGGAGUUGGUGACAGUGGGUAUAUGAGUUACACAGGAGCUCAAAAUGAGGCACUUUGUGCAUUAGGUGCAGUUAUACCAACUAAAGCAGCACAUUGUUACAUUCCAAGUGUGUCAGCAAGCAAUGAUUAUCCCAGUAGUGCUGUUGUCGAAGCCCAGCUGCUUCCUCAUCUGUUACAAGAAGAGGCAAGCAUACGGAGCGAAGAAGGUUCCUAUUGGGGUGAUGACAGAGAGAGCUCAGUUCAAGAUGUUUCUAACACAACAUGGCCUGAUGUUCCAAGUGCAAAUCUACUGGAGCAACUAUCGCAGGAGCUAACUAAUAAAGGCUCAGCAAAAUCAGAAGUCCAGCUUAGGUACCUGUUACAAUUAUUUACAGAAGCCGGCUGCAUUGAGUGGGCAUUGGUAAUAUCUGUCUUGCUGCGAGAUGCUCUGGCUGUUGUACGUAUCACUAACAGCACUCGCUCUACAGAACAUUCCUAUGAAGCUGUCCUGAGGGUAAAGAAUGGUCUUGUUAGUCUGUGUCAGUGGAGCAGCAGUGAAUGCCUUGGUUAUAGGCCUUUCCUGUUAGCUGUGCAGAACCAAGUUCCAGUAUUAAGUAAAAUCUUGAGCAGCAAACAACAGUAUCUGCAACAACAGAAAAUAUUACAGCAACAGCAACAACAGCAGCAGCAUCUUCAGCAGCAACUUCAGCAGAAUCCAAGUUCACCCCAAUUACUGCCAGCUGUUGCACCUCAUUCUAGAAGGGCAAGUUCUAACGUAGAUGUCAGCAGCCAUCACAGUAGUGGUCAACAAGCAAGAACCUCCCAUUCAAGCAGUUCAGGGGGAUUCCAUGAUACGUUAAGAAAUGAAUUUCACCGUUCAGAGAGGACUCGUGAAAGAAAUUUACAUUCCGUCUUUGAUGCAAGAGGAGCUACUGAUGCAGAAAAUGAAAUACAAGAAACUGAUUCCAUAGAAGAUGGGAAAGAAGAAUCUGAGCGAUCUGUCUGCACUGUGUCAUAGUCCUGGUUGUAUUAACAUUGUAAAACAAAACACAGUUAGUAAAAGAAUGUGUGUUAUAUUUGUUUGAGUGCUGGCAUGUUGUUUUUUGUACAAUGUGCAGUGAAAUUAUCA
This is a messenger RNA of Schistocerca nitens (vagrant locust), 4716 nucleotides long. RefSeq names its product guanine nucleotide exchange factor subunit Rich (gene Rich). Gene Ontology annotation, molecular function: protein binding. The transcript is spliced from 23 exons. NCBI's taxonomy places the organism in Eukaryota, Metazoa, Arthropoda, Insecta, Orthoptera, Acrididae. The record is from RefSeq and is a predicted model, not a curated record. Gene Ontology annotation, cellular component: Golgi membrane; Ric1-Rgp1 guanyl-nucleotide exchange factor complex; cytosol. Bases 91 to 4605 code for a protein of 1504 amino acids. Gene Ontology annotation, biological process: intracellular protein transport; retrograde transport, endosome to Golgi.